This is a messenger RNA of Mercenaria mercenaria, 5523 nucleotides long. RefSeq names its product protein moonraker-like. The coding region runs from base 123 to 3308 and encodes 1061 amino acids. Gene Ontology annotation, biological process: centriole replication; protein localization to centrosome. Gene Ontology annotation, cellular component: centriolar satellite. The transcript has 19 exons. Lineage: Eukaryota; Metazoa; Mollusca; Bivalvia; Venerida; Veneridae. The record is from RefSeq and is a predicted model, not a curated record.
AUCAAUAUCUCGUCAAGCGGUCGAUUGACCCCGAUCAAUGUCACUUGGCGGUUUGAUUGCUGAUUAUUUUGGAUUUUUUCCCAAAUAAUGCCAAAAUAGAAGACAAAUCUUAUAUUUGAAAGAUGGCUGAGGGAGGGCCUGUUAUGCAGAAUCAGUUGAAGUUCAAUUUAGGCAUAGCCCUUGCAGCCUCCAAUGUUGCUGUUAGGUACCACAAACCCAAUCCUAUCAUUGUGGAAAGAGCUGGUGGAAUGGUCAGUGUGCCGCCCUCGUCCAGUAAUGUUCCAGCUGACCGACUGUCGUCAGCACGAUCCUCAGUAGUAGAAGACAGGAUGGCGCUGGCAGUGCGCCUUGCUCAGCGAGACUUGAAGAAAGAAAGAGAGGGUAGACCUGUAAGAAGCAGAAGCCCUUCUCCAAAGACAUUUAAGACUAAAUUUAGUAAAGGUGGUACAAAAAUGGUUUACACAAAAGCAGCUAGAGAGAGGGCUGAGAGACUGCAAGAGAAGAGAGUGGGCAGGGAUCCACUGAAGGUUCGAGAACAGGGAUGGAACUCUGGGACCAGUGUGGCUCGAACACAGACCCCACCCAGAGAUAGGAUGGCUAGGCUUAAUCUACCUGCCACCACAAACUCCCCACCCACUAGGGAUACAGAUCAUUACCCAAGGUCAAUACAGACUGAUAAUCCUGCACUGGAGAUUGAGAGAAUGCAGAAAGAAAUGGAAGGAUAUCUUCAACAGAUACAAGUCAUUGAACAAAAGGCAAUGAGAGAACAACCAGGAGAAAUCAUGCAGCCAGCCAAGUCGAGGAAAAAAGAUGGUUACCUGAGUGAUGAGGAGGAUCCUGCACGACGGGCACUGCGCCAGGAGGAACAGGCGACACGUGCAGCACGUCAGAUAUAUAACUUGAGACAGCAGGUCAGAGCAUUGCACGAUCAGGUGACAAGAGGAGAGGGCAGAAAAGUCAAACACACAAAAAAGAGUCAGGUGAUGUUACGACUAGCUGCAGCUCACAGAGGUGCUGUGAGAGCUAUCCAAGGCUUUGUCAAUCAACAGUUACCACAACAGGACUUGCGUCAGGGCCUUCCAGCUGGGUAUCAUGAACUAGCACUGCUUAUAAGGCAGCUAGCACUACUGAGUACCCAGAUCAGAACUCAAAAUGACUCGGCUAAUGUUAAACAGGAUCUGAUAAAUAUGCUUGACAGAGUUGAUGAGCUUAACAGAGCGUGGUGUGCUGAGCUUGCACAGAACAAAGAGGAAGAUCUGGCUGAGGAACGACGACGUAAAUCUCCGAUUGGCAGACAGGUGGUGCCACCUGUACAGACCAAGAGUCGACAACCUCAAGGACAACAGAGAAAAUUUGGGAAGGAAAAUAGACCAAAAGGUCUGUUAAAGAAACAGUUUUACAAAGGGUCAAAACCUGUACAGAAGUCACAACGACCUAGAAAGUUAACUCCUGAGAGACAGAAUGUUCUACAAGCAGGUCUACAAGCAUUGGUACGAGAGGAUGCCAGACAGGGGGACCGCUGUGUUGCCUGGGACAUCCCUGCUGAGGACAGUAUGGUAACCGAGCCAGGCAAUACAAGUCUCAUCCUCCCCAAAGGCUUACAGUACAAGCGAGAGAAAGCACAGCGAUCUGCGGCCUUGGCAGUCCCAGAGUCCCACUUUGCAGAUCCAACAUUAGCUUCCAGUUUAAAAACUAAACAACAAGCCGAACAUGAAGCAAGAAGUCGAGAGCCAUGGAGACCAGGUGGUAGUGUGCACAAGUCUCCUGCCAGAAGUAGGUCACGAGACAGAAGUAGGUCAAGGAGUCCGAGGUCCGCUGACAGAAACUUUGUGAUACAGGAUAUGGAUACAGAACUCAUGCAGGAGUUAUUUCCAGAAGGUGUAGAUGGGAUGGGUAGAAGAGGCAGGUCAGCAAGUCCAAGGUCAAGGUCACAAAGACAGAGGUCAUUCAGCCCUCCAAGGUCACCGGAAUCAAGGUCAAGGUUCACUGCACACAAAAUGAGGUCAAGACUUGACAGACUGCAACAGAAUGCUGAGGAUGUUGGUAUGGUAAAGGAUCGAGAAAGAGAAUUGGCGGAAAUCAGCAUGAGGCAGAUGCUUGCAGAACAUGCUCGUGCAAAGGGAGAUGUCAAAGGAGAAUUGAUGACAGAUAUGAUACUGAAUGACAUUCUACAUGACACUGCAGCAGAGUUACAGUCUUUAGAAGAUGAUAACGAUAUUCGUGAUGAGGCAGUUACCAUGCAUCAUAACCCUACCCUUGAAAAUAUUUACCAAAGGCUAGAACAAAUGGAGCUUGAGCAGGUAGAUAUCAGGCGUAGAUGGGGAACUCUUCAGUUUGAGGAGGAGAACAGUUCUUCAUUAAAGAAGUUAAGAAAUAUUGAGAGACCUUCAGGACCAGUUGCCAUGGAGAUCACACGGAGAGAUCCUUCACAGUCACAUAGAGUUCAGAGCUCAAGAGCAUUUGACAAGGAAACAGAUGCCCCAAUUAUCUUCACCAAAUCUGCUCCUGCACCUCAGUACAGAGAGAGGUCUACACUUGUAGAAACAGAGGAAGCUUUGUUGAGUGAUUUACCUGUCCACAUGCCUCUCAGGAGUGGAAAAAUUCGCCUGAAGUUACCCGACUCAGCAGUACGAGAGAUUCAUAGUAACCUGGAGAAAUAUGAGAGACAUUUGAGGAAGACUUCGCACCAGUCACAUAGUAAAUUUGAUCCCUGGAAACUUGUGGAAGAAAUAUCAGACCAAGUGUUAGCAGAAUGUCUCAAUGAGAUUGAGAAAGAAUUGGAGGAUGUGGAGGAAAACAUUGUCCAUCAAGUAUGUAAAACUGAAUUUGCUCUCCCAGAAUCCUCUGCUCAGAAACAGGAAGUGGAAGAAACAGAGGAGGAUUAUGGGUAUAAUCAGUAUAUGGAACCAGUCAGUACCAGUAGACAUGAAAGUUUUAGAACCAAUCAAGGUGAAUACAGUAACUUUAGAACCAGUCAACAGGAAGUAGAAGAGCCGUCUGCAACAAGAGAAAGUGCAGAAAAGUCAAUUCUUCAAAGUAGUGUGGAUAAAUCAAGAGAAAAUGGUGCCAGCUCUAAAAAAGAAGUUAGCUUUGGUCAUGAUGUGAGUUAUGAAAGAGAAGUGAGCUAUGAACAUGAAGCGAUUUUUGAUGCAGCAGAUUUAGAUGUUGCCGUGGACGACUUAGACACAGUUAGAGAGCAGUAUGAGGAUGAUAUGUAUGAAGAAGAUGAUGAGGAUGAAGAAGAUGAAAUAUCAGAAGUUUCACCAAUAGACAGUGAGGAUUUAGAAUAUUCCUCAGACGAAUCUUGAUAAAAAAUUGACAAGCUAGAUUUCCCUAUACUUCCUUUUAUCCCUGUUAAAUGAAGGUUAAGAGGGGUAUUUAGGAGUUGUCUUUGGGUUGGUCAGGUGAACUUCUUGCAUACUUAUUAAAGAAUUCCUUUGAAAAUUUAUACAUAUCAUCAUGAGGUGUAGAUGUGUGUUACUUUUUACAGGGCUGGUCCAAGUAUCGCAGAGUUAAAGGCCCUUAAUAUUUCCUUUCACACACCGGUAUAGCUGUGGUAUUGAUCAAAUUUUGUGAUAGCUCUUAAGUUUCAUAUUGUUAUGAAAAAUAUUUUUUUAUAAAUUAAAUUGGUAUGUGGCUGUAUUUUAUUGAUUUUAUAGAAAGUGCAUGUCUCUGAUCCAAAUCAUAUACCAGUGGGAAAUAGAAAACAUUAACUUUCAUUGUAUAAUUGUUACCAUGGCUACCUGUUACUACUUUAGAGGUUAGAGAACUAGUAGAGUCAGUCAUAUAAAUCUUAUUAAUUUUUAAAGACUAUACACAUGUAAUUGUAGUAGCUUUAUCCAAACAGUUUGUAGUGUCUUGUAUAAUGAAGUAUACUAUUCUAUACCUUAAAAGUAACAUUAUCAGGGGCACAGCUACACGACAUGUAUAUGCAGGCCCAGGCUGCUAGAAUGCUCUAAAAACAUGGCUCCCCCUGGAAUUGUUUUGUGUCUUGAAUGUGUUUUGGAACUUUUUUCCAGCAUUUCAAUGAAUUUUAAAAAGAAUACCAAAAAACACACAAGUGUUGUGGACAAAGUUUAAACUCCAUUGAUACUUUUUAAUUUAUGUAAUAUGAAAAUUAUGUACAGGCCUGGGCCUACAGGGCGUAUAUGUUUAGUUACCCCAGUUAAUCCUAAUCAUGCUGGAUACGAUUGAUUCUGCCUUUGCGACCAGUGUAGAUCAUGAUCAGCAUUCAGCCGGUAUCUUUUUGGUAAAUAUCCCUUUUAACAAUUAAUGGUACUGUCCAAAUUGAAAGAUGGACACGUUCAUUAUAGAAAUUUAGCAGGGUAAAGUUUAAUAUGAGCGUACUACUUGCUGUCAGAUUUUGAUGCAUACAUAGCCUUGUAAAAGAAAUCAGUAGCAGGUGUUAAGUGUUCUUGGUCAAAUCAUUCUCAACUUUUUUUCAGACGUCUGCAAAUUAUUUCUCUACAUAUUCCUUCAGUGAAGUUUUUAAAACAGAAGCUACAGGUAUAUCACCUAAUACAUGUAUUAAAUCUGGUGUCUGCAAAUUAUUUCUCUACAUAUUCCUUCAAUGAAGUUUUUAAAACAGAAGCUACCGGUAUAUCACCUAAUACAUGUAUUAAAUCUGGUGUCUACGUCUUCACUUAGAUCUAGGCGCUUAAAUAUUAACACUGGAGUGUACAAAAUUCUUCAGUGGAGAUAAAAAAAAAGAAUGAGACUGGCGCAUAUUUUUUUAACCAUUACCAUGCUAUAUUUCUAAAAAGGACUGGCCUAUCAUUUUAAAAUUUGGGCAGUACCACUUAUUAUUCAAAGGGGUGUUCAGUGAAAAUUUAUGGACUGAAUAGCGAACAGUGCAGACCAUGAUCUGUGCAGGCUGCACUGGUCGCAAAGGCAAAACCACUGUCAGUAAAUUUUCAGUGAAAACCCCUUUGAAUAAUAAGUGGUACUGAAUGAUGGACCAGUCCAUUUUAUAAAUUUAGCAGGGUAAAGGUUAACAAAGUGUAUAAAAAAGUGUGUGAUCCUGAUAAACACUGGUCCUGGUUGCUGAAGAUAAUAAACAGUGUAGAUAUUUACCUAAUCUUGAAAUAAUUGUUGUUAAUAUUUUACAUUCAGCAAUAAAUCUGAUACAGUCAAACCUGUAUUAAGCAGCCAGUCAAGGAAGCAACGUAAUCUGACUGUUUAAGGCAGAUGGCUGCUUAUGACAAGUUUGAUGUUGGAACAAAAAGUCAAUUUGGAAAGAAAACUGACUGGCUGGUUAAGGCAAGUGGCCGCUUAAUACAGGUGGCAGCUAAGGCAGGUUCUACUGUAUUGUUAAUAGAUCCAUUGAUCCAGUCUGUUUGUUUGUUGUUGCCAUAGAAAUUAAUUUAAAAGUAAACAAUAUUAGAAUACUCGUGUAGCUCUUCAGAUAUUAUCGUACAUGAUCAGUGGAACAUCUGUGCCUUUUCCCACAGGUUAUAUUGUGAUGAAUAAAUACUGUCUAUUUAUGUGAAGUCUGUGAUAAUAAAUAAAUGUAAUUUAAAUGUG